AUGGUAAAAGACGCAUCCGUUGCUCUCUCCCAGGCGGAGCGCUAUCCGGUGCGAUGGCACCGCUCAACCUUCUACAACAUGACCAUCCUCGGCCUCUGCAACCUCUCAGCACCUGGCAUCUGGACCGCAAUGAACUCGUUGGGCGCAGGAGGCGCCGCCUCACCGCAGCUGGUCAACGCCGCCAACGCUCUGACCUUCUGCCUCAUGGUUGUCUCCUGCUACUUCUCCAGCGUCAUCGUCCACUACGUCGGGAUCAAGGGCUCCCUCAUAUUCGGCACCAUCGGAUACGCCCCCUUCGCCGCCGGGCUGUACACCAACAACCGCUUCGGCACCGAGUGGCUGAUGCUCUUCGGAGCCGCCCUGUGCGGCAUCUCGGCCGGCGUCUUCUGGAUGGCCGAGGCCUCCAUCGCCAUCGCCUAUCCCGAGCCGUGGAACCGCGGCAAGGCGCUGGGGUACUGGCUGACGUACCGUCUGUGCGGCCAGAUCCUCGGCGGCGCCAUCAACCUCGGGCUCAACGCCGACAACAACAAGGCGGGCAAGGUGUCGUACACCGUGUUCAUCGUCUUCAUUGCGCUGCAGGCUGCCGGCCCGUUCGUUGCGUUUUUCUUGAACAAGCCGAAAGAUGUGGAGCGCGAGGACGGGGAGAAGGUCAAUCUGUCUAUUGUCGAGCAUCCGUGGUUCGAGAUCAAGGCGACUACGCGGACUUUCUUCACCCCCAAGUUCCUCCUCAUCGUUCUCUUUAUCGGCCAGGUGGUCUUCUCCGAAGCUGUGUUCUUCACGUACCUUGCCACGUGGUUCUCUGUUCGGUCCAGGGCACUGGGAUCCUUCUUGUCGGGCAUCGUUGCAGUCAUCUGCGGUAAUGGCCUUGGGCACUGGCUCGAUCGUUCCAAAGUGGCUCUGAAGACGCGCUCUCGAUCAACCUUCUGGAUCCUCGUGGUCCUCCAGGGUGCGUGGUGGACAUGGGCAACCGUGCUUGUGACGAGGUUCCAUCGCACGAAGCCUACGUAUGAUUGGGUCGACUCUGGAUUCGGUGCGGCAUUUGCUGUCUACAUAUUCCUCACCGUCGGCUUCCAGUUGAACUACCUGUUCUUGUACUUCAUCGUCACCAAUCUGGCCGAGGGCGAAGAAGAGGUCAUCAGAUACGCUGCCUUGUUGCGGGGAGUCGAGUCGGCAUGGCAGGCGGUAAGCUACGGGCUGACUUCUCUGACGCUGUUCGCCGAGGUUGGUGGAGUGUACUUCAAUUUUGCCCUGUGGGCCGUGUCUAUCUGGCCUGCCUGGCUUGUUCUGAAGCAGUUUGGAGUCACCAAAGCGGAGUACGAGAGUGAGUCUGGCAACUCGGAUGGUGUUGUGGCGGGUGAGACUGUCAGCACCGUCGACAUCAAGGGUGCCGCUACUUGA
Molecule: messenger RNA, 1398 nt
Organism: Diplodia corticola
Lineage: Eukaryota; Fungi; Ascomycota; Dothideomycetes; Botryosphaeriales; Botryosphaeriaceae
Exons: 6
Coding region: 1-1398 (465 amino acids)
Biological process (GO): transmembrane transport
Molecular function (GO): transmembrane transporter activity
Source: RefSeq, a predicted model, not a curated record